CGCGCCAACCGCUCGCGUUCGUUAUUUGAAUUUAAAUCAAACUUUAUAUCGAUCGCGCGGCAGUUUGCACUUUUAACUUUUUUAUUUUGUUUUUUAAAAUGUGGACAUCUCUUUUUUAGAAAAUUAUUUUAAACUAAGUGAUUGACUGAUUGUGUUUUGUGUGCCGUUGGUUUUUUAAAUACUUUAAAAUGUUACGAUACGUGGUACCACUAAUCCUCCUAGCAUCAACAGCAAGUGGCAUAUCAUACAACUCGUUGAAGUACUCGGCAGCCUCACCAGCCCAGAUCAGAUUCGCUGUCGAGAACAAAUACGACGACACAGGACCUGGAGCCAAACAACCGGAUUACGCCUAUCACACUUACAAGAACCUCGAUGACGCCCUAGUCGCUUACUUAGAUGACCCAGACACUAAGCUACCAGAACACGAAAGGGCCAGAGCCAUAGCCAAUCUGUACAAACCUACGAAUUUUGACGGUGAUAACUUCAUACCAAAUCCAACAAGAGUCGAUGCUUUCACUGGCAACAAAUUGAAGGUAGUACCAAUUGUUUUGAGUACUUAUAACAAGUAUGAUGUGGAGCCUAAAGGGCUGAUGACUGCUUAUGAACUGAAAGGCUUGCACAGCAAUGAUGCUGAUAGGAAUAGAGAUCCUUAUAAAUGGCAGAAAGAACGAGCUGUAAAGUCCAGUAGACUGAGCAUAUCUCACUACAAUAAGAAUGACAAUGACCCUCAGACAUUCUCUUAUGAUGUCCCUACCAACGAGUCCCCCGACCGGACGGAACUUCGCGACGAAUCCGGCGCAGUGGCAGGGUCCUACACAGUGGUACAACCCGACGGCAGACGACGCACUGUGCACUACCACGCCGACCCGCAGCGAGGGUUCCGAUCCUCUGUGCAGCGCAUCUUUUCAUAGAACACUUUCCAACCAAGAGUCUAAUCUAAAAGACUUAAACUCAAACCUCAAAAAAAUCUUUAUUCGUUAAGUAACGUAGUUAAACUUUGAAUCGUCAAUUUUUAUAUUUAAAUAUAAUUUUUGUCGAACGUCUCAUCCGCUCAAAACUACUGCAGCUUCUCACAACCUGUACUUAUAGCCGGAGAAAUAUAAGAAAAGCCUAGGCACAGAGCCCUAGACUCAAGCAAAACUAAAAAAAAAGCAAUUCAAGCCUUUUCAAGACUCAAUUUACCCAUUCAUGACCCUAUGUCUAACUUACCUAUGUUAACUACUGAAUAAAAUGAACUGAAUAAAUUUCCCUGGCUGUACAGGUUGUAAAAAGCUUCAGGCGAAUGACCUCAUCUCUCAAGCUUCUUACAACCAGGGAAAAGCAAGAAAAACCUCUUCACAGGGCCCCAGACGUUCUUAAAAGAAAACAAAUUUGUUUUGUGUAUUAGGUUACUUACCUAUUUUUUACUUAUGGCCAACUUUUAAGAAAAAGAAGCAAAUAAUGUACCACCGAGGUUACGGAGGUACGUUCACGAGCAUUAUUAUGUAUACACUUUGGUACCAUGUCACAUUAACUUUUUUGACAAAUAGAACAGUAAGUCCCGCCACUAAAUGUCAAAUAUGUUAGUGCGACAGAGUCCUUAAGUGGGUACAUUAUAUUGCUCAUGACUGUACCUAUAGAAGCGCUUUCAAUUACUGUUCCUUAUAAGUACUUGCUUUUUUCAUUCUUGCCAUAAAUUGUUAUUGUUAGUAUCUUCACUUGUAAUUACCUCAAUAAAUGUAGAGUAAAACAAUAUUUCAAUAUUUUUGAUACCAUUUUGUAAUCAUGUCAUCAUUUCAUUAUAAUUAUCUCAUAACUUAAACUCUAAGCACCAGUCGAUUUUAAUAGUCAAGUAAUUUUUAUCUACGUUCAUAAUUUUAGCUUGUAAAGUCUGCUAUGAUAGAGAAUAGAUUGUACUUACUUUGUAGAGUAAUUUAUUCUUAGAUUUCCAAUGUAGAGUAAACCAGUAUAUAACGAAUGUUUAUAUUGCAUCCUCGAGGGUUAUACUAUGAAUCUUCUUACUCUAUGUUAUUAUACGUCAACCUUUUAAUAAAUAAAAUAAUUUUCGGCCAACCGUGUAUAACAGAUAGCUUACAGUCGUUGAUACGCCAUCACUGAAAUGUUUCAAAAGUAGACUUAAAUGUUGGCUACUCGAACACACUUUCUAUAGCUUUGAACAAUUUUUAACUUGAGAACCAUGAUUGUAAAUCUAAUAAUAAAUGAGACAUUUUGUCACGUUUUUCUUAAACGUCACAGAUUGCUUUUUCAUACAAAUUCCAUUCGUGUUUUGAUGUUUAGUAAAAAGUAACUGAUUUGACUAGUUGGAAACUACUCUAUGCAGUGCCAAGGGCAUAUUACCGUUGUUUCUAUGAUCUGUGGUCUAUAAUUUCGACUUGUUAUUGUAUACUUCAGCUGAACGACUUAUAUAAAGUUUGUUUUUGUCAUCUCUAGGACAGCGAUGUAAACCACAUGAAUAGUUUUUUUAAUGCUAGUUGUUGUAGACGUUCUUUAAUAGGGAAAAUAUUAAUGACAAAUGCUAUUUUAUUUCCUUUUAUGCGUCAUGUAAUGAAAUGAUACUUAUGUCAUCAUAAUACUUUUUUUUUCUAGCAAUACCUAUGGCUAUUGGCCAGUACCUAAAUUGUAUCAAAACCUUGUUGAUUGAAAACUUUUUUUACAGACAAGCUUAAAAAAUGUAAACUUGUUGCGCGUUAGUCAAAAUGCUAAUAGGUCAAUAUGCGAGUGUGUCGAAUUGCGAGUUGGUCAUUAUGCGAGUUUAAUUGGUAUUGGUCAUUAUGCAUAUUGGUCGUUUUGCUUAGGCGUCAUUAUACGUGUUGGUCGUUAUGCUUGUGUGUCAAUAUUCGUAUUACCUGUUGGUCAUUGUGCGUAUUGGUCAUUGUGCGUCAAAAGGUUCUAAGUUAGCAAUGUAAACGCCAAUGUCAAUUGCUAAGAAAUAAGUUGUAUUAUUAUAAUGUUCUAAUUAAACUAUUUCGUAAUCGUAAACAGAUUA
This is a messenger RNA of Pectinophora gossypiella (pink bollworm), 2986 nucleotides long. RefSeq lists its product as uncharacterized. Gene Ontology annotation, cellular component: extracellular matrix. NCBI's taxonomy places the organism in Eukaryota, Metazoa, Arthropoda, Insecta, Lepidoptera, Gelechiidae. The coding region runs from base 189 to 911 and encodes 240 amino acids. The record is from RefSeq and is a predicted model, not a curated record. The transcript has 3 exons.